AUGGUAAAUUCUACCUUACUUCUAUGCUACACAAUUGCAUCGCAGUACUAUCGUCUUGUUAUUCAUCAUCCUCAAUCUCCAUCGUCGAUAUCGCUUCUGGAUCUGAUUCUUCCUCUAAAAAUCAUCCCCACACACACGAACACGAUAAGUAUGAACAUGAACAUGGGUUCAACAACAGCUCAGCAGAAGAAAACCCUACACUCGAUGCUAGCAAGCAAGCUCAAUAACCUCACAAUUCCGCCAUCAUCAACUGAUCAAGAUUUCGAUUUUGCCGAUGUAUUUGGCCCUAAUUCAUCAUCUUCAACUAAUCCUAAUCCUAACCCUAACCUCUUCAUAGGGGAUCCCCAAAUUAUCCACAAUCGAUCCCACUCCUUCAUUGGCCCUUCCCCUCGUUACACCCUCUCCAAAUCCCUUGCUUUUCACCAUGAGUUUGAUCUCGAGAGCUCCGGAGAAGACGAAGAUCUAAUCAAAGUCGAGAAAGAGGAGGAAUAUGAAGUUGAAGGGAAGGGUAGACUGGAUUACAAGAUCGUGCCUGGGGAUUUUGAAAUAAUGAGGGUUAUCGGUAAAGGGUCUUUUGGCAAGGUAUUUCAGGUGAGAAGGAAGGAUAGGAGCGUGAUUAAUGGUGAGGGCGAGGCUGUGAUUGGGGAUGGGAUAUUCGCCAUGAAAGUUAUGCGGAAGGACACAAUCAUAAAAAAUAACCAUGUCGAUUAUAUGAAGGCUGAAAGGGAUAUACUAACUAAAGUAGUUCAUCCUUUCAUUGUUCAGCUUCGUUAUUCUUUUCAGACAAAAACGAAGCUGUAUUUGAUCCUGGAUUUUAUAAACGGAGGCCAUCUUUUCUUUCAUUUAUACCGACAAGGAAUCUUCCGUGAGGAUCAAGCAAGGGUGUAUACUGCUGAGAUAGUAUCUGCUGUUUCACAUCUUCACCAGAAUGGAAUCGUGCACCGAGAUCUUAAACCUGAAAACAUACUCAUGGAUGCUGAUGGCCAUGUUAUGCUGACCGAUUUUGGUCUGGCAAAGGAGAUUGACGAAUCAAGCAGAUCAAACUCAAUGUGUGGGACCACAGAAUACAUGGCUCCUGAAAUAUUACUUUCUAAAGGCCAUAAUAAAAAUGCAGAUUGGUGGAGUGUUGGAAUACUCUUGUAUGAAAUGCUAACUGGGAAGCCACCAUUUACUCAUUCAAACAGAAAGAAACUUCAGGAGAAGAUCAUCAAUGAAAAAGUGAAGCUCUUACCACGAUUAAGUGGUGAAGCUCACUCUUUGCUCAAAGGAUUGUUGCAAAAGGAUCCUUUAAUGAGAUUGGGAAGUGGAGCGAGAGGUGGUGAUGAUAUUAAAAGCCAUAAAUGGUUUCGAACAGUAAACUGGAAGAAAUUGGAGUCGAGAGAGUUGCAACCAAAGUUCAAGCCAGAUAUCAGUGGAGAAGAUUGCACUGAAAAUUUUGACAAAUGUUGGACAGGAAUGCCCCUCGAUGACUCACCAGCUCCUACACCAACAGCGGGUGAACAUUUCCAUGGUUACACCUACGUGGCACCUAACCCUUGGCUUUCAGUUUCAUCUCCUCCUAACCAACCAACCCCUCAAGAUAUGUAAAUUUGUCGAUUUGCCCCCUUCUCAUUAUGAAAAUGAAGAAACAAGUGUCAUGUAUUCGUUUCAUCAUGUGGAUUGAUGCCAAAAUGGAAUCUUUUAUCUUUAGACUUAUCUUUUAAUCAAAGUUGUCCCAC
Messenger RNA from Lactuca virosa, 1718 nucleotides. Lineage: Eukaryota; Viridiplantae; Streptophyta; Magnoliopsida; Asterales; Asteraceae. The record is from the annotation of a GenBank genome assembly.